Nannizzia gypsea CBS 118893 is the source of this 1872-nucleotide messenger RNA. RefSeq lists its product as hypothetical. The record is from RefSeq and is a predicted model, not a curated record. The transcript has 5 exons. Bases 1 to 1872 code for a protein of 623 amino acids. Lineage: Eukaryota; Fungi; Ascomycota; Eurotiomycetes; Onygenales; Arthrodermataceae.
AUGUCCCCUGCCCUAAAGCUCCCAGGUUUUGGUAUCCCUCUGAAUCAAGCUGGGAAAUGGAGAGCAUCUCUAGGCGAUGGAUUUGUAACCAAUACGGAAUACAAUAGAUCCAAGAACUUCAGACAUAAGUUAUUCGACAAUGCACUAGACAAAAAUGAUAUCUAUGGCGCCUAUGCAUUCAUGCCCCUGCUUACAACGAGGGAACAUACAAUGAUUCACGUCAUGAAUGAUAUCACUGACAAACCCGGCUGGGAAGACAAGGUCUUUGACAUGAAUAUCACCGCCAAAUGGAGGCGAGAGCUUCUAGAAGAUGAUACCCUAGAUAUAACAGAGAAAAUGGUUGACUGGAUCAUUGAUGAACUUCAGUACAAAUCAAAGCCAUAUAAAACUGACGGCAUUAUCUCUGCGCUUGCCUCUGGUGUCAUGAAAUCCGACACCCUUAUUCCCUCAUCUCUUCAAGAAUCACUGAAAGCAUCAGUUGCUCGUCUCGAGAAUGUACCUGAAGCGCAAAAGGACUAUCAUCCUUACACAGAUAAUCAGGUACUGGAUCUGGUCCAUCCUUCACUUUUCCCAUUGGUUUAUGGCAAAUCACGGAUCGUCAAAGAUGGCAUUCUCAACAUUCAUGAUGGCAUCACUAAAUCUGGGACUGGAGAAAUAAUUCCUAUCCCUUCUAUGCCAGAAACCGGGGCUCCCGGCGAAGGCCGCCGGGAAACUCACCCUUCUAUGGGAAAGAUGGAUCGCCCUUUCAGUGACAAGUUUCAGUGGCUCCCAUGCGAUGUAGCAUUCCGGCCGAUGGAUGAUCCGACAAAUGCUUCGCGCGAGCCCAUCGAUUCAAGCAUUUGCACCAUCACCAGUUAUAUAAAUAACUUGCAUCCUGAGGCACACAAGGAAUUGUAUGCAGUUCUUGAGCAAAUCAUUACAUGCACAAUCCCUUUGUGGAAUGAGACAUUAUCCCGUAGCAAAAAUUGGCCAGAUUAUAGGCGGAUUGAAUACACUGCCUGCACCUACGACCCGGAUCCAAACGACAUCCCAGAAGAAGAUCGGCCUCAACAACUUCCUGAUGAAAAUGAGGAUGACUACUGGCAGCGGCUCGAGGAGUGGGAAUGGGAAAUUCGCAAGGUAGUAAAGCCUGAGCCGGGGAAAUUCGUCCCCGAGGAGGAGCGAGAGGCCAUCAAUCUUCAGAGGGACUACGGGAAAACAGGCCUGCAAAUCAUUGUGAAGCUGGCGAACAUUUAUCUUACGCCUGAAAACAAUAAGUAUGCGGGGGGUUCAUGGCAUGUUGAGGGCCAAUUGAACGAACACAUCUGUGCUUCAGCGCUAUUCUACUACGACAGCGUCAACAUAACCGAGAGCCGCCUUGAAUUCCGUCAAAUGGCCAACUUUUACGAUAUUGAUGAUAUCUCCUACGAGCAAGACCAUCGUGAGUGGCUGAAAGUAGUGUUUGGAGUCGAGGAUGAGUACUGCACUGCCCAAGAGAUUGGUAGUGUACUCUGCAAAGAAGGACGUCUCAUCACAUUCCUAAACACAUUACAACAUCGUGUCCGCCCUUUCGAGCUGGAAGAUCCUACCAAACCAGGCCACCGAAAGAUCCUUGCGAUGUUUCUUGUGGACCCAAACAUUCGCAUCAUCUCUACGGCAAAUGUACCUGCGCAAAGAGAAGACUGGUGGAAGGAACAGGUACCGUUGGACAGGGCUCUGGGAAAACUUCCAAUGGAGCUUUUUGAUGAGGUUGUUUCUCAUCUGGAUAACUUUCCGAUGACUAUGAAAGAGGCGAAAGGACUGCGCCUCGAGCUGAUGGAAGAAAGGAAAACUGUUAUUUCUGACCACAACAAUGAAUUCACGUCUCAUGGCUUCGGACUAUGUGAGCACUAG